CCAGCACCUACGAAACAUGCUGGUAGAAAGAAAGCUCGUGUUUCUUCUCCAGAACGCGUUCCCUUUGAGCCUCUUCUAGAAGGUCAGGAAUCUUCAAAAGCAACACAAACUAGGUAUGAUGAUUAUAUUAAAGCCAUUCAAUGUUUAGAGAAGAAGAUUGAGAUUGUAAGUGUAGCUUUAAAUGAACAAGGUGAUAAUGUUGGCGAAUCAUUAAUUAAUGAACUUUUUGUUGUAAUUGCGAUUAUAAUAGGCAUUGAUAAAGAGGAAAAUACAAAAUUUUUCAAAUGUGUCUCCCAAAAAUUGCAGCAAACCAAUCAGAAUCACAUCGUAUUUCUUAAUUCAAUGGAUUGUACUGACUUGAAACGAACAGAGAAGCAAGUAGUUAGGCAAUUUUUUGGUAGGGAGGCAAUUGAUGAAGACAGUGACAAUGACGAUUGUAGUGACGAAUGCCAGGAAGACUGUCAAGAAGAUGAUGAUGUUUCUAUUUGUUCUAUCGACCCAAUUGAGGAUAUUGUUGAUAUGAAUACUUUGGCUCAAUGGUAUGAGUAUAAUUAUCAAAUUAAAGAUGGCCUCAAACCUUUAUCGAAGCUGAUUAUCAUAAUUCAAGAUUUUGAGUGUUUUAUACCAGAAGUCUUAGAAAACUUUAUAUAUAUGUGCAGUCAUUAUCAAGAUAGAAUUCCAACUAUAUUGAUGUUAGGAAUAACCACUUGUAUUCGUGGUAUCGACCCACUUCACGAAAAUUACUCAUAUUCAGUAGUGCGCUUGUUAAAACCUGUGGCGUUCUAUUUGCAGACACAAAAAGCCCGUUGCGAUGACCUUGUAUCUCAAUGUUUGAUAGAAGAUGCCCAAUUUAUGAAAGUCGGUGAAAAAACAUACGAAUUUCUGCUUGAUAUGUUUAUUGGAAGAAAUAUAUUGACAACUAUUGAACCAGAAGCUAUUCAUCCGAGGCUUGACUUGCUAAACGAAAAUCAUGUAGAAAUGAUACGAAUGCAGAUUUCAUUUAGAGAGUAUGUGGAAUCCAAACUUCAUCAGCCAGCUGAGGCGCGUCAGCUAUUGUGCGAUGAUUACUAUGUAAAAUCCCUUUUACCCACUUUCAGUCAAAAUAUGGCAACAUAUCAUCAAAGAUUUGCUAUUGCACUGGAAUUUGUAAUUUUUCUCCAAGAGUUCCUUCGAGAAUGUUCGAAUUAUGAUGUAAAAAAGUUAAAAUCGAGGUAUGAGUUAUAUUCCAUCGCAUUAAAAAAGCCUGGGCUCGGUGAAAAUGAGUACAUCCAAAUAUUGCUGGAUGAUUUGAUAAAGAUAGAUCCAAAACAAAUUGGAGAGUUACUUCAAAUCUUUGUUUCUUUACUUAAGAAUGUAUUUGAUCAUGUGGAUAAUAUUAAACAAGAAUAUGAGGAUUUUUACCAAUUUUUGAUUCGAUCAAAGGAGAUUGAAAACGAUUUAACCAGGCCUUCCGCGUCGACUCGCUCCGCAGCAACAAAAAUGAAAAAUAAAGAAUUCACCAUUCUACAAAAGAUCGAAAAGAUCGGCGACGAUUACAAACAAUUAGUUAUCGAUGUUGAAGAUAUAUCCAUUCUUGAAUGUGCAUUCGUACCAAAAAUACGAUCAGCAAUUCAUGCUGCUCUCGGACUUUCUACCGAAUAUAUAAAUUGUAACUGUUGUAUGAUCGAUUCGGACGAUGAAAGUAAUGAGAAAAAUGACGAUGAUUGGGAUUCUAGAGAGCAAAUUCUUUCAACGCAUAAUGAUACUUCUAUCCUAUACAAAUUACAUUUACAAUGUGGUAAAUUGAUUAACGUUCGAGAUUGGCUGGAUUCUUUUGAAAAUGUAAUAUCUAAAGAAAAUUUAGAAAAUAGAAAACCUAAUGAAAAGGAGGUUGUGGCAAGAUUUAUAAAAGGAUUUGAAGAACUUAAAUUAAUUGGCAUAAUCGGAUCCACAAGCAGAAAAACAGAUCAUUUUAAAAGACUAUCAUGGGGCAAAUUAUAA
Messenger RNA from Dentiscutata heterogama, 1980 nucleotides. Lineage: Eukaryota; Fungi; Glomeromycota; Glomeromycetes; Diversisporales; Gigasporaceae. The record is from the annotation of a GenBank genome assembly.